AAGCAAUCAUGGAAGUCUUGCAUGAAGACAUACUGCUCUUGAUUGUGGACUACCUCCAACACAAAGGCCUGUACAAAAGUGUCGCAGUCCUCCUAGAAGAAUCCGACAUUGACACCACAUGGCUAUGCGGCCCCAGUGCCUUUGUGUCCCAGUUGCGACGGUGUAUAUUGGGCGGCGAUUAUGAGCUCGCCGUAGAGCUACUGGAACCACUUCUGGACCUCGACCAACCUGCUUAUCGUUCGAUGGUGUCGGUGCUUCUGACGCACGCGUAUUGCGCUGCUUGUGUUGCUAUGGAAACACCCCAAGCUCGAAUCAAGUGGUGGCAACGACUGAAAAAGGUCGCCCCGGCGGCGGCGACCGGUCUCAAACAUCUCGUCUAUGUCGUGGAUGUGCAAGCAACGUUUCGAGAAACUUUCGGCUCGUGGAAUGUCCAUUUCGAACGUAUGCGUUGCUAUCAGCAACUCGUGGCAAGUCUGCGGGAUGUGCCUGACAACAUGCAGCGAUACACAACAAUCCCCCGCUUGCAUUUGCAGACCUUGUUGGGUCAAGCCAUGUCUUAUCAAGAGUUGCAACGCCACAACCAGGACAUCAUGCACGAGUAUACGUCUGAUGGUGCUACCACGACAUUGCUUGGACGAGAGACAAGACCCUUGUGGUGGGAUUGCUUGUCAUCUGAAUGGACAUGCCGACAGCAUCCACCCAACACCAGCGCACUCUAUCUCAACCUCCCACGAGCACCUUUCGAUCCGAAUGUAACCGACAAGAACCACCCAGUCCACACAACACUUGCAAGCACGAGGCGAUCAUACCCCUCCUCUCACCACGCUCCUGAAGAAUGGCCCACCUAUGUCUGCCCUCCAGUGGAUGUUGUGCCCCCAACCAUCUCCAUAUCACUGGAAGACAGUUCCAGUCAAACUGACGAUGAACCUAUUGGAGGAAUAAAAGUCGAUCGAUCGAGCCAGACAAAACUAAUUGAUAAACCCUGCGCGACAAUGACCACCCAGACCAACGCCCCGCCACAGCUCCACCACCAACUCGUCCAAGCUUGUAUCGUCGGCCAAGACUGCCCUACUCAAACAGAUGAGGCUCCCGCACCAGCCAGAACUCACUCGAUCUCCAUUCAAACGACUGCAGUGACCUCGCAAUCCUGGGCCACACAGACCACGAUGGACGGCAAACCAACUUCUACACCGCUAGUAGUCGUCCACGCUGAAUGUCAAACAACAUCAGGUGGCUCGACGAUGCAACCCCCAGGGACCUUUAGCCCUUUGCGUCGUUCGAUUACGCAUUUCUCCAUCGAAAGAAACAAUCAACUGAUUCACGAUGGUAGCCCCCCCAUCAACUAUCACUCCCACCCUCGAGCACUUCGACACGAACGAUCGGAGGAUUCUUCGAGUUUGGAUCCCCGCGAGCCGCAUGAUGAAGUUUACGACGACGAGAUUGAUCUGGAUCAGUCAAACUACAGGGCGUCAGCAGCUUCCAGUCCACACAAAUCAGACCUCCACCAUGUUAUCCCUGUAGCCACAGUUGUACCAGCAACGGAAACAACAAGGGGGGGGCUGAGUCGACUUCCAAACCCAGUUCAGCCAUUAUUAUCAUCCCGCAACGAUAUGAUUCGACUUUCGGUGGGCUUGGGUCCUGUUGACACCUCAUUGUUUCAUAAUGUCCAGCUCUCGCCCCAGACGAAUGCCAUCACAUCGUCACAGCCCCUCCUGUUUGCUCCUCCAAUUAAACCACGCGAUCAACAACGUAUCACCCCGCCAGUGUCUCGCCCACCUGCCCGCUUCUCCUCCACGACUCCUAAUGCAUGGACUGAACCGCAAACAGUAUCGCACACAAAUCAGCAGCACGUUUUACAGCCACUACUGCAGCAGCAGCAACAACAACCACCCCCUCCUCUGACACUCGGCACCGUGCUCAAGUUUACCCGACAAGAAAACGCGGAGCGAUAUCAUGCUACCGUCGUGGCGGAAACAAGAGAAGCGCAAGCAAUCCGAGCUAUGGCCAUCAGUCACAGCGGCAAGUACGUCGCUAUGGGAACCAACGCCCGGGUGCUUCGAGUGCUCAACAUUCACGACGCCGUCUCCAAGUCCAACGGGCAACCCCUGGCCACUCGACAAUUAUUACCCGUCGUGAGUGAACACUACAAGCACCACAGUGGUCCCAUUUAUAGCGUGGCGUGGCACCCUCGUGAUGGGUUGGUGGCUACCGGUUCGAGCGAUGCGAGCAUUCAUAUCGUCAAGCCGUUCGCGUUGGAUGCACCGCCACUCGUGUUGGCAGGACAUCGAGGCAAAGUUCGAGCAGUGCAAUUCUGUCCACAGAAUGGAAAUAUAUUGGGAUCGGUGGGAUCGGGCGAUACCCUGGUGCGGCUCUGGGAUGUUCAAACUGCAUCCGACACCCCGUUGAUGCAAUUGCACGGACAUAUGGGCGAACUCACAUCGUUGGCAUUCCUGCGCUUGGGCGAUCGAUGUAUCACUGGGUCCCAAGACUGUACGGUCCGACUAUGGGACCUUCGAACCGGGAGCUGCCAAAGUAUGUUUCAGGCGUCUGCUCCAGUGCAAGCAGUAGCAUGUCACCCCCUUCAAUCCGAUUGGAAAAUUGCAGCGGGCUUGAGCGACGGCAGUUGUUUGGUGUGGGAUCGACGGCAAUCCGCAAUGCCAGUAGCAACUUUGCGGCACCACAGCAACGAGUGCCGCGUGGUGACGUGGUCCCCCGCCGACGGAAGCCUCCUGCUAACUGCGUCGUUUGACGGCACGACGUGUGUGCUGGACGACAACGGGAACGUGCGAGGAACGUUCCGAGAAAACAAGGAAAUGAUCUUGCAAGGUUGUUGGCACCCGAGUAUUCCAGCGUUCGCCACGUCCAGCGGCGACAAGAUGCUCAAACUGUGGAAAUUCACGGUGUAAACAGUUGGGGAAAAUGUCAUAUUUGUUGUUGUUGGG
This is a messenger RNA of Aphanomyces astaci, 2942 nucleotides long. RefSeq lists its product as hypothetical. The coding region runs from base 9 to 2906 and encodes 965 amino acids. The record is from RefSeq and is a predicted model, not a curated record. NCBI's taxonomy places the organism in Eukaryota, Oomycota, Saprolegniomycetes, Saprolegniales, Verrucalvaceae. The transcript is spliced from 10 exons. Gene Ontology annotation, molecular function: protein binding.